GGUAAUAGUUAAGUUAAUAGACGAAAAAGGGUAGAUUGUUUUAAAAGAAAUUUGUUGGAAUUUAAUAUUUGUAGUGUUGUUAUAAUUUUAUAAACAAAGGAUAAUUAUUAAUAUAGUGAAAAGUAUUAUAAGCAACUGGUGUAACUUAAAAAAUGGCCGAUUCAACCAUUAUUACCACAGAAAACCAUGUAGAGAGUAGCGAUAGUAAUGGAGAAACCCAUAGCGGUAGCAUAACAUCUGUGUCCAACACAAGUGCGGUAAUGAUAGCAUCACUUAAAGCACCGGAAAUUCUUGAAGAAUAUGGACCAAAUUUAAAAUUAUUAGAUUGCAAUUCACAAGUGGCAGAGCUUUUAACAAUAAUCCGUGACAAAAACACUACGCGCAGUGACUUUAAAUUUUACGCCGAUCGCCUUAUACGUUUAGUAAUUGAAGAAUCUCUUAAUCAACUGCCGUAUUCCGAUUGUCGUGUGGAAACGCCUACAGGUGCAACUUACGAUGGACUGAAGUACCAAGCUGGCAAUUGUGGUGUAUCUAUUAUUCGCUCUGGCGAAGCAAUGGAGCAAGGACUACGUGAUUGUUGUCGUUCUAUACGUAUUGGCAAAAUAUUAGUUGAAUCUGAUGCGGACACGCAUGAAGCACGUGUCGUUUAUGCUCGGUUUCCAGACGACAUUGCUAGCCGACAAGUGUUGCUCAUGUAUCCGAUUAUGUCAACUGGUAAUACCGUUCUGCAAGCUGUGAAUGUACUUAAAGAGCACGGUGUUCCCGAAAGCUGCAUUAUACUGUCGAAUCUCUUCUGUACCCCAAUCGCUGCUAAAACCGUCGUAGGUGCUUUUCCGAAACUAAAAAUUCUCACGUCUGAGUUGCACCCUGUAGCACCUAAUCAUUUUGGGCAAAAAUACUUUGGUACUGAUUAACAUGGAAGCACAUGUUUAGAUUAUCUAAGUUUUACACUGCAUACAAAAAGAUAUAUAUUAUAAGGGAUAUAUAGCUAUUUAAAUUGUUCUAUAUGUUUUUCCAAACCACAAAUUAGCAACGAUGUACUUAAAGAUCGUUAACAUCUACGCGAUUUCUGUGUACAAAUUUCAAAAUUUAGAUAUAUAAUUUUUUUCGUAAUUUUUAAAAAUGCAAUAUUUUAAACUUUCCCAUUCAAAAUUAUAACUAAUUUGAUAAAUAUAAAUUUAUUUAUUGAUUUGUUAAUUUAAGUAUGUUAUGGAUAAUUUCCGAGUAAAGCAGCUCACACAGAUAUUUCAAAUUUAAAACUAACAUUUGUUUCAAUGUUUUCCAUUGUUCAUUUAUCAUAGUAUUUAGAAUAAAAACAAAAUCAACCAAACCUUAUUAUAAUUUGA
Molecule: messenger RNA, 1346 nt
Organism: Bactrocera dorsalis (oriental fruit fly)
Lineage: Eukaryota; Metazoa; Arthropoda; Insecta; Diptera; Tephritidae
Gene: kri
Product: uracil phosphoribosyltransferase homolog
Exons: 3
Coding region: 153-914 (253 amino acids)
Source: RefSeq, a predicted model, not a curated record